AUGCGAAUUUUAUACUUAUCGGUAAAGGAUAUCUUCAAUCUCAAUAGCUUGACUUCCUUUUUCUUAUUCUUACUUUAUUUUUAGGCUAUGCGACUAGUGUUGUUGACUGGUGUUGUUGAUUUUUUCAGUUGGUUUUCCAAGUGCUCUUAGCCCUAAUGCCGAUUUAUGUCCUAUCGCGCGACCUAAGCUUACACCAGGCAACAAAUACCACGGACAAAGCAAACACUUCCACACAAGGUAGCUCGGGAAUGUCUAGGCGCCCAUUGAAAAUUUUAAGAAGAACAGACGUCUCACCUCCGGUGUUUUUGACAGUGGAACCAACAAACACGAAACAAGUGAUUCUCUUUUGUCGAGUUGCUUUGUUGUUGCAGGUGGACGAUAAUGGAACUAUUUCAAGCUCUCUGAAUCAAAAUAGCGAAUACGGUAAGUAUGUCUGCAAUAUUCCUGUUUAAGUGUCUCAACUCAAUUUUGUCAUCAAGCGGUGAUGGAACUGUCCAUUCUACUGUAAAACUAACUCUUGCUAUCGACUAAGUAAUUAACGUUUUAUUAAUUGAAUGCUAUUAAUUUUAAGUAUUUACCAAAUCAGUGAGUGGCUGGCAGUUUGCGAGUGUGUUUUCAUUUGCUCCGGUAACUUAAAAUUUCCAUGACUAUACAAUGCUUUUGGCCGCUAUAAUUGGCCGGGAAGGGGGUCAAAAUGGAUUAGCGUUUCGCGACAGUUUCGGAGGACGAAAUUUUAGCCAUAAACUGAGUUCAGUAGUGCAGCUCAGCUAUGACAUCAAUUAUCAAAAAAGUGGAAAAAUUUGGUUCGUGAAUGUUUAUUGGUACAUGGAAAAUUAUUUUUUAGUGUUAAGAAUAUAUUUGGCAAAGUUUGUCUCAAAAAGGGAAGGAAAGUACAAAAUAUUAUUUAUUUUUGCUGGAAGAUCAGAGAGCCUCAAAAUCAUAUCGACUUUCACUUAGUUUUUUAAAAACAGUGAAAUCUGUAAAAAGACUCACGACUCUUAGCUAGCGCCUUCGUUAUCAAAGAAUUCUUUACGUCACUUACCAGUCAUUCCUUCUGAACAAUGUUUUACUUACCCAAAGUUCGUUUCCUGUUUUCCGGAAAUAUUUUUGUCAGAUCCAACUAUUUAAUGACAGUUGUAUCGCCUCAGUUUUUCCGCCUUGAAGUAUGAAAUGACUAAAAUCUUAGGAUCGCUGGGGUCAGUGGCACAUCAAACGUACCUUCAGAUAAAGUUGCUAACGCGUGCGGUUAAAAUAAAACGUUUAAACGGGUUCAACAUAAAAGGAAGCGUUUACUUUCGUCGUCAAGAUGUAUGCAAUCUGGUCCCUGAUCUGUGCCUUAAACAAAAUAAUCGAAAGCUUGAAGAAAGGACAUGUUGAAUCCUAACCGAUACAUAAACCUUGGAUUCUUUGGAAUUGUCUGAAGCCUUUUUCUGAUCAGCAGUACCGCUGGGACGAGCUGAGGAACAGACCAUCUCAAAACUGUAUGAAACCGGAUGUUCUAUUUGGUGCUAUAUGCACUUCCUGUACCCAAGUAGGUGCUUCCGGUAGCCAUUACCAUAGCAAUAGACAGGCGUUUCCGUGUGGUUUCGGAGCAAAGAAAGAGGAAUGGGAUUUUCGGUUUUGGCCGCGCGAAAAAUGGAACAGAAGCCAAACAGUGAUGUCUUCGAAGCUGAUUUAAAAGGCGUGGUACCCUGCGACAAGUGUUGCAUUUUCUUCUAAACAAGGAGAAAGAAUUCAAAGGGAGAGAGCCUAUUAUGACAGUUACAAGGCUCUUGCAAACGCAGACGUAUUUCCGGUCGUCUUUUGACGUGGAUAGAAGCGACGACCGGAAAUACGACUGCAUUCCCAGGGUCCUUGUCCUUGUUUCUUCUAGCCAAAGGGAAUUCAAAGGGAGAGAGCCUGUUAUGACAGUUACAAGGCUCUUGCAAAAGCAGGCGUAUUUCCGGUCGUCUUUUGACCUGGAGAGAAGCGACGACCGGAAAUACGACUGCAUUCCCAGGGUCCUUGUCAAGAGGUUAAUUUAAAGUAAAUAGACAAAUUAUUUCACCCCUUCAAUUUCUUUCUAAAUGACCCAUAACAGUUUAAAAAAUAAUUGACUGAAUUGUCAAAGUGAUCGGUAUCUUUUAUGGAGGUAACCAAAGUGAUACCUGUUUUUUUAUUAUCAUUAUUAUUUUGUAGUGAAGUUUGAGUUACAGUCCUUUGGAACAAGUAUAUUGCGAAUCCUAAAUAUUGCAACUGGGAAAUAUCUUGCCAUGGAUUCUAAAGGAAAUUUGCAAACAAGAGUACGUCUGUCGAUUUUGUAUGCUUUACUUUUCUUUCUUAACUUCUUUACUUGUCUUGAAGUUGUUUUAUUCUUUAAUAUUUUAUUUUUUCACAAGUCCUUUAUUCAGUCAAGUUUUCCCCUGGAAAGAGGCGAGACCUCCCAAGAAGGUCCAGAAUGUUUCAGAGACUUCCUCCAAAAAAGCUCCCUUAAUUCAGGGGCACCCAACGGCAAUUUUCGGGAAAAUAUCUGUUCGGAAGACGAUUUGAGAUCGAGAAUUUUCAGAACAUUUGUUGUAAAAUUUCUUGCUUGCCUGCCUCUCCUAGGAUUUUCGAACAUCUACAAAAUGGUAUAAUUACUCAUUUUUAACGGAUUUUGACCCUAAAAAAGACCACCUAGAAUUUUCGGGAGCCUUUUCCUGGCUGAAAUUUUCGAGAAGGUAAGUUUUUAUCCCUAUAAUUUUCGGAUCACUAGAUUUUCAGCUAGGAAAUCCGAACAGAUGAAAAGUUUUUAGGGGAUAAAAAUAUGCCUAUAUCUACCGUUUGAAUACUAAAAUACGUUCAACAAUGAUAUGUUAAGUGGUUUUGAACUAUAUCCUCGUUGGGUGCCCCUGUUAAUUCAAAAUUCCCAAAAAUUUGUAAAAACGCCUAAAAAUUUGCGAAAAAAAUCAAGUAACGUUCUCUAUGCCAUUAUGAUGCUAGUAUUUUUUGGAAUUCUGGCAGUUUUAAGUUUAUAUGUAAAAUCACACUGAAGAAAAACACCGACAGCCUUAAUUGACCUCCAAAAAGCAGGAAAUCAGGGAUCUUAGUUAUUUAAGAGUCCUCAGACGGGUUGCUCUGAGGAGAUAUAGGAUGCUUACAAUUUACACAAACUACCCGCUGGGUGGAAAUCUUGUACAUAAACAAAAUUAACUGUAAACAGAUUAAAGGAGUGCAAAAAUUGCUUCGCCUCAAAUCACAGCCCGUAUUUUCUGAAAUUUCCGGUUUUCCCAUAAGUACCCUAUAAAUUGAAGGGAAAAUGCUGUUGAUCCCACAUCAGUCUCUGGAAGAAUGAGCCCUCCAUGUUGGUCAGCGGGAAAACCCUGAACUGGUACUGUUCUCCUAAGGUACAACAGGAAAACGUCAACUAAAAGUAGUUAAAUAUUUUUCUCUGAAAUUCUACUUAUCGUCUCUGAAUUCCCAUGGCUUUCUAAAAUUCUUUUAGAGGUCUAAAAUGCUCAAAAAAGGAGCCUUUGUGUCAAAGCCUUUAACCUCAAUUUACUAGAAAUUGUGUAUCUUUGGUUUGUUAUAGCGUGUUCGUGGAGUGUAUUUUAAAACGUCUCAAAACAAUUUUCCGACCACUUCCGUCUGGGAAAUUCUCCAGUUUCGUUAAAACGACGCCAGGCACAUUCCGGUUAGGAUGCCGGUGUUUCUCGACUUCUCGGCUAACGUUUAGAGGCGUGGCUUACGAGAACCGUUUCAACGCAGUUUUCAGAAUUCGAAAACAGCUACAAGAGAUAUAAGCAUUUGGAAUGUAUGUAAGGAAGUUUCAGUGGGUACUCAUUUCUUUCAUUCUCUCCGCAGGAAAAUGCAACCAACGAAUGUUUGUUUUAUCAACAUCAUGAAGAGAAUUCAUAUGUAUCCUUCGCAUCCUUUAAGUAUUACAUGAAAGAAUUUUAUGAUAUGUUUAUCGGCAUCAAACGUAAUGGGGAAGUAAGAAAAGGUACAACAACAUUACCAGGACAAGAUUCAAAUCUGUUCCUUCCUCUUAAUUUGGGUUAA
Molecule: messenger RNA, 4020 nt
Organism: Porites lobata
Lineage: Eukaryota; Metazoa; Cnidaria; Anthozoa; Scleractinia; Poritidae
Source: the annotation of a GenBank genome assembly